Acaulospora colombiana is the source of this 726-nucleotide messenger RNA. The record is from the annotation of a GenBank genome assembly. NCBI's taxonomy places the organism in Eukaryota, Fungi, Glomeromycota, Glomeromycetes, Diversisporales, Acaulosporaceae.
AUGACGGCGCGUAAAGUGGGGUGGGAGGUGAUGGGCUGGAAAGAGAGAGGUGAACACACUGGUUUAUAUCAAGGCAUCGAACAGGGAGUCGAGAACAUUGAUGUAUUGGGAGGAAACGCAGGAUUCCUUCAUGAUGGGACCAGAAAGACGGUUCAGAAAAUUCUCCGCUACCGUCCAUCCGCGGAUCGCCAGGUCCUUGGUAAGAAAGCCGCUGAAUACCUGAACACUUUAUUGGUGGAAGAUGCUGUCAAAGAUAUGAGCGAGGAGAAGCGACGACAGGAUCACCGGGAACAAUCCAAGACGGGCAAGGUCCGCGCGGAGGUUCGACAUCAGAAUCGACAAAUAUGGGAACGAGUGUGGAACCGAGAGCCUGGACAAGUGACCGCGGGUUCACUCAAGGGCAGUCUACAAACCUCCAAGGCUGCGCUGGCACGCGUUCGACCGUGGCAAUUGCCAAAGGGUAAGCGCCAGACAUGGGAACCUCUCGCUAUCUCUGCAAAGAAACGAUAUGUAGUCCCCAAGACAAUCAGAGUCAAGACGGUCGAGGUGAAGACAGAUCGGAAGGGGAAGCGGUCGAGCCGAGUUGUGAUCGAAGAGGGCAGAUCUCUGAAGGACAUGCCAUUCCGACAGCGGGCACUUCCCCCUAAAGUACACCGUAUAGUCAGUGGUAACGAAAGGGCUCGAAAAUUAGUGGUGCCGUGCACUGUGGGACGGACCAGCGGCCGU